This is a messenger RNA of Aspergillus clavatus NRRL 1, 594 nucleotides long. RefSeq lists its product as uncharacterized. The transcript is spliced from 2 exons. Bases 1 to 594 code for a protein of 197 amino acids. The record is from RefSeq and is a predicted model, not a curated record. Lineage: Eukaryota; Fungi; Ascomycota; Eurotiomycetes; Eurotiales; Aspergillaceae.
AUGGAUAUCGAUGGUGAAAAGGAAAUUAAGCGCCAAACAAACAAUGAAAUCACACAUACCUGGCCUGGCAGUGGCAAGAACAACGGGAGCUUUCAGCCGUCGCCAAUUUCAAACCACUUCCGUAUCAAUCAAUUCCUGAGCUUCACUGAACAACCGAAUACGCUGUCAACAUACAAAAAGCUCCAAGAUCAAGAGAACCAGCGUGAAGACCCGGCCUUUAGAAAGGAUCUCCUCUCCUCAUGGUCUGAUCAACGUUUCCCGAGCCCGAUCAGCGAAAAUAACAACGUGAUGACAUGCGACAAGUUUCCCAAUAGCGAUAUAGAGAUGACAAGUAGUGCUUCUCGCUCUGCUUCUUCUGCGCUUUUCGCUUCUCAAGUUGGUCCGAAGUUACAACACGAUCCUAAUUCAUACCAAGGACCACCCCAACAAGAUCUUCUCUCCAUCAACGCUCUCGGCCAAGGUCAGCAGCUCAUCUCUCGUCCAAAUACUCCUUCACGCAAGAAGAAGGUCACUUUGUCGAUGGGAUUCCGAGCCGACUGUGACAAAUGCCUGCACAAAGUCCCUGGGCAUUACAGCCACAUUAUACGUACUUGA